GGCCAGCGUUCACAGAGAGAAAACCGUCACCUGCCUGUCACUACUCUCGUGCACCCUACACCUGUCGCUGCAGAAGCUCCGCAGCACUCAAUACAAAAAGAGCGCCGCGCUACCUCGACCACCAGAUGAGAGCAAUCGUAUCAUCACAGCCUUUAUAGGUGGACGUCUCCGAUUACUUACUGACCGGUGACACUGGUUUUACCUUCACUUGUUGUGUGACGUACUGGAUUUUGCUUUACAAUACGUGAAGUGAUGUAGUGUAGCUGACAAGAUUUAUCUGUAGGAUGUAAAGAGUUCAUAAACGCAGAGAUAAGACGUAUUUACAGCCGUAUAUGGACUAUUAGAUGUUUGCUUGUUAGCACAUCCACUUCUCAGGCCAACAUGACCAAGGUGAAGACGAAGGUCCUGGUGGUCCUCCUGGUACAAUCUAUAGCAGUUGUUACACUGUGGUUCUGGACCAAGGACUCGGGCACGGACCUGAAGGUUGGGGACUCAGCUAGAGAACUAAAUUAUGAACUGUGGACGAGAGACACGAGCAGAGUACUGAACCUGCAGGAUGACGACGGAACGAAGACCAUCCGUGAGGAGGUGACGGAGAGAAACGAGGAAGGAGAGUCACAUUCAUGGUUGCGAGUGUCCGAGUAUGGACAAGAAAGCUCUUACGUAAACCAUGAAGGGUCACAGUCAGAGCAACACGACAGCCCGAGUUAUGUCAACGAUAACCAAGAAGUCGUUGUCUCUGUAGAAAGUGAACAAAAUGAAACCUACAACCAGGAGACCUUGAUCAUGAACAGUAUACAAAACGGAAAGUCUGUACCAGGAAAUGCGAGGGAACUAGGAGCAGAUCAGGAGGAGCUGUAUGUGGCUAGAUAUCUCAGACAACGACGAGAGCUGAUCAAAACCACUUGUGAGAGGCUUCACCCAAGCUGCUCCCUGAACUCACCGCUCGUGAGCAGGAACUACUACUUCCACAACUAUAGUACCACUGUGUGUACAAUAGCCAAGGCCGGGUCGUCCACCUGGAGGGCACACCUGCGGAGGAUCAACAAGGGACCACCAUCUCACCUGCCCAUCUUCCAGGACCCCCUCAGGGAUGAAUUCCUCGCCCGACCCCGCCCUGACGUUAUCAGGGAUAUCCAGGCCUCAGCCAAGAUUAUAACUGUCAGACAUCCCCUGACGCGCCUGGUGUCCUGCUAUCGCCAGAAAUACAAAGAUGGCAAGAAGCUGCCCUACCACCACACCAACCUCGAGAAGCUCUACCAUAAGACACACGCUGGUGCGUAUUGGUCUGACAAGGUGCACCAGUUCUGGGUGCCCGCCCUCCACAACAAUGGUCUUAUACCUCACGACUUACACCUGCGUCUCGGCCUCCAACAACCCUUUGACCCAAAGACCAAGUACACGACGGAGGUGUAUGAGAAGCUUCAGAAAAUCCUGCAGCCGCGUAUCUCCUUCACACAGUUCCUGAGACACGUGAUAGUCACUUACAGGGACAACAAGCCCGACGCCCACUGGGCAGACUACAACAGUCAGUGUUGUCCCUGUUAUUUCGACUACGCGUAUGUGACCAAGGUGGAGACGCUCACGGAGGACCUACAGUACGUCUUCAGGGUGCUGGGACUUCCAUCUGACCCAUCCGUCUCCAUGAACCAACUACGUAGAAAUCUUGACAAACCGUAUAGUGAUUUUUGGUAUUAUAGAAAAGUUCCUGUUUACUUGAAGCGCCAAAUUUAUGAGAUCUUCAAGUUGGACCUGGAAAUGUUUGGGUACCAGUUGCCGCAGAAUUUCUUACCUGACGACUGACACACACACACAUUUAGUAAGUAAUGUGGGUGUCUAGAUGAAAUACCGCUGUCAUCUGUGGACUAGUAAUGAUGUUGUAGCACUCCGCUUCUUCGAUUUGGCGCAGAAAAAAUAUUAAAACAAUCAACAGUAAUGAAAUUAACAGAAAACUUUCAAGACUAGUGUAGUGGCUAAUAACUCUUCCUACAAAUGCUCUGCCUACUCGCACAAGAACCUGGCUAGAGGUCGUCACCCCUUCCUUGAAACAAUGGCUACUGCAAAAAUAAACAUAUUUUUAACUAAAUGAAAAAGGCUUGAGAGCUAGAACCUUAUCACGCAAGAUGUAAGUUCAAAUAUAAUUAUCAUGACCUCAGCAUAUCUAGUUGAGCCCGGAUACUGUCAAUCUCUUACUUUCCUUCAAGUUUCCUCCCUCUUUUCCUUGAUCCUAAACCAAUCCCCCCCCUCCCCCAAACUGCCACCAAAGAACUUCCAAUCCUAAUCCCGGCCCUCCCACCCAGCAUUACAAGCAAUAGCCUUCUACCUUAUCUACAGACGUCAAGUCAAGUCUGCGUUCUCCGCCCGACAACACCAACUCUCCUGAAGCUCCUCAACCACACAGCAACUCUCCAGCAAUCUACAGCAUUUUAUAUACAAUAUACUGUACGUGGAGUUAACGCAAUUUUGAGUUUCCUUUCUCACCUCCAUCCUGAGUACGAGAUCU
Messenger RNA from Homarus americanus (American lobster), 2503 nucleotides. RefSeq names its product carbohydrate sulfotransferase 11-like. Gene Ontology annotation, molecular function: sulfotransferase activity. Lineage: Eukaryota; Metazoa; Arthropoda; Malacostraca; Decapoda; Nephropidae. The record is from RefSeq and is a predicted model, not a curated record. Bases 382 to 1803 code for a protein of 473 amino acids. Gene Ontology annotation, cellular component: membrane. The transcript is spliced from 7 exons. Gene Ontology annotation, biological process: carbohydrate biosynthetic process.